Mirounga angustirostris (Northern elephant seal) is the source of this 7039-nucleotide messenger RNA. It is a transcript of the gene KIRREL1, whose product is annotated as kirre like nephrin family adhesion molecule 1. Gene Ontology annotation, molecular function: cell adhesion molecule binding. Gene Ontology annotation, cellular component: cell-cell junction; plasma membrane. Gene Ontology annotation, biological process: cell-cell adhesion. The record is from RefSeq and is a predicted model, not a curated record. The transcript is spliced from 15 exons. NCBI's taxonomy places the organism in Eukaryota, Metazoa, Chordata, Mammalia, Carnivora, Phocidae. Bases 258 to 2579 code for a protein of 773 amino acids.
CGGCGGCACCGGGCGGGGGCGGGACGGCGGGGGCCGGGGGGCGGGGAGGGCGGGGGCCGCGGCUGGGGGCCGAGGGCGCGGGAGAGCGCGGGGCGGGGAAGUGAGUUUGUCGCGCGGGGUGCGCGCGUGCGAGUGUGUGCGCGCGUGUGCACGCGCGUGUGCAGGGCCGGGGGCGGGCUCCGGCCCCGCUCCCCCCUCCCGCCCGCGCCCCGCUCCGUCGCCAACUCGGAGCCCCGGCGCGGCGGGCGGCGGGCAGCAUGCUGAGCCUCCUCGUCUGGAUCCUCACCCUCUCCGACACUUUCUCCCAAGGGACCCAGACCCGCUUCAGCCAGGAGCCGGCCGACCAGACCGUGGUGGCGGGACAGCGGGCCGUGCUCCCCUGCGUGCUGCUCAACUACUCGGGCAUCGUGCAAUGGACCAAGGAUGGCCUGGCGCUGGGCAUGGGCCAGGGCCUCAAAGCCUGGCCGCGGUACCGGGUCGUGGGCUCUGCGGAUGCUGGGCAGUACAACCUGGAGAUCACGGACGCCGAGCUGUCUGACGACGCCUCCUACGAGUGCCAGGCCACGGAGGCCGCCCUGCGCUCACGGCGGGCCAAGCUCACCGUGCUCAUCCCCCCAGAGGACACCAGGAUCGACGGCGGCCCUGUGAUUCUGCUGCAAGCAGGCACCCCCCACAACCUCACGUGCCGAGCUUUCAACGCCAAGCCGGCCGCCACCAUCAUCUGGUUCCGGGAUGGGACGCAGCAGGAGGGCGCUGUGGCCAGCACGGAACUGCUGAAGGAUGGGAAGAGGGAGACCACCAUCAGCCAGUUGCUCAUUAACCCCACAGACCUGGACAUUGGGCGUGUCUUCACCUGCCGCAGCGUGAACGAGGCCACCCCGACUGGCAAGGAGACUUCCAUUGAGCUCGACGUGCACCACCCUCCCACGGUGACCCUGUCCAUUGAGCCACAGACGGUGCAGGAGGGGGAGCGCGUUGUCUUCACUUGCCAGGCCACAGCCAACCCCGAGAUCCUGGGCUACAGGUGGGCCAAGGGCGGCUUCUUGAUUGAAGAUGCCCACGAGAGUCGCUAUGAGACAAAUGUCGACUAUUCCUUCUUCACGGAGCCUGUGUCCUGUGAGGUUCACAACAAAGUGGGGAGCACCAACGUCAGCACCUUAGUAAACGUCCACUUUGCCCCCCGGAUCGUAGUUGACCCCAAACCCACGACCACAGAUAUUGGCUCUGAUGUGACCCUCACCUGUGUCUGGGUGGGGAAUCCCCCCCUCACCCUCACCUGGACCAAAAAGGAUUCAAACAUGGGGCCCAGGCCUCCUGGCUCCCCACCCGAGGCUGCUCUCUCUGCCCAGGUCCUGAGUAACAGCAACCAGCUGCUGUUGAAGUCAGUGACCCAGGCCGAUGCGGGCACGUACACCUGCCGGGCCAUCGUGCCUCGGAUCGGCGUGGCCGAGAGGGAGGUGCCCCUUUACGUGAACGGGCCCCCCAUUAUCUCCAGUGAGGCGGUGCAGUACGCUGUCAGGGGUGACGGGGGCAAGGUGGAGUGUUUCAUCGGGAGCACGCCGCCCCCGGACCGCAUUGCUUGGGCAUGGAAGGAGAACUUCCUGGAGGUGGGAACCCUGGAGCGCUACACGGUGGAGAGGACAAACUCGGGCAGUGGGGUGCUGUCCACGCUCACCAUCAACAAUGUCAUGGAGGCAGACUUCCAGACACACUACAAUUGCACGGCCUGGAACAGCUUUGGGCCCGGCACGGCCAUCAUCCAGCUGGAAGAGCGAGAGGUGCUGCCCGUGGGCAUCAUUGCCGGGGCCACCAUCGGUGCGGGCGUCCUGCUCACCUUCUUCUUCAUCGCCUUGGUAUUCUUCCUCUACCGCCGCCGCAAAGGCAGUCGCAAGGACGUGACCCUGAGGAAGCUGGACAUCAAGGUGGAGACUGUCAACCGCGAGCCACUUACGAUGCAUUCAGACCGGGAGGAUGAUACAGCCAGCGUGUCCACUGCGACUCGGGUCAUGAAGGCCAUCUACUCGUCCUUCAAGGACGACGUGGACCUGAAGCAGGACCUGCGCUGCGACGCCAUGGACACGCGGGAGGAGUACGAGAUGAAGGACCCCACCAACGGCUACUACAACGUGCGCGCCCACGAGGACCGGCCCGCGUCGCGGGCUGUGCUCUACGCGGACUACCGCGCCCCCGGGCCCGCGCGCUUCGACGGGCGCCCGGCCUCACGCCUCUCGCACUCGAGCGGCUACGCGCAGCUCAGCUCGUACAGCCGCGCCCCCGCGUCCGACUUCGGCCCCGAGCCCGCCGCCCCCGGGCCCGCCGCCCCCGCGGGCGCCGACUCGGCCGGCACGUUGUCCUAUGAGAACUACGACAAGUUCAACCCGCACCCCUUCCCCGCGGCGGCGGGCUACCCCGCCUACCGACUGGGCUACCCGCAGGCGCCGCCGUCCGGCCUGGAGCGGACCCCGUUCGAGGCGUACGACCCGAUCGGCAAGUACGCCACGGCCACCCGCUUCUCCUACACCUCGCAGCACUCGGACUACGGGCCGCGGUUCCAGCAGCGCAUGCAGACUCACGUGUAGGCCCGGCGCCCGGCCGGGGCGCCUCUGCGGGGCAGAGGACGAGGCUCUCACAGCCGGUCCCUGAUAUUCAGGGGCGUUGCGCGUCGCUCCCGGCCCGGACCAGCCUUCGUCCGCCGCCGCCGCCGCCGCCGCGGCAGGUGGGGAGCAGGUCUCCCGGAAACACCCCGUCCCGAGGAUGGUGCUCUGUGCAUGCCCCAGCCUCCUGGGCCUGCCCUUCCCUCUUCUUCGGGAGGACGUGUCUCUUCUGACCUGCGCUCUCGCCUGGCCCCAGCACGGGGACAGGGACGCGAAGGUUGUGCCGAGCAGAGGGGGCACUUUUUAGCAUUCCCAUUCUGCCCCACCCCUUUGGUCUCCCCUAAGUGGACAGGGAUGUGUGACGAUGAGCAGGCGUUGGCCUAGGGGGACACGCAGUGGGGGGUGGGGGUGGCCCAGGCACAGAUAUGUGGAAACACGUUUGCCUGGCCAGCCCCUCUGUCCUCUGCAUUCAUAGCCCGGCAGCAUCUUCCCUUCCGCGACUGCGGAAGGGACCUUGGAUUGAUUUUAGCUGUCCACAGAACAGCCCUGGCACUGAGUUCAGAUCCGGCCCUCGUUCAGCUGGGAUUAAAGGGCCAGCUGUCCUGGCUGCUCAUCGUGGACACCUGUCUGUCAGCAGAGGAUCCAGAUUUGUCCAGUAGCCCCUUUCUCUCUCCUCUGUGCAGGGCCAGCCAGUUAGAUCACGGGGUCCCCAUGCAGAAAGGAACGGUGGGGGAACCAUGUCCUGACUCACCAGCAGGAAGGCUGUGUGCCUCAGAGCGGUUUCCAGAACCCCCUCUAGAGGAGCCCCUUCCCUCCCCAGCCUGCCCUGUAUCCUGGCUUUAACUCUUGAGCCUAUCUGGGGAGUGGUGGUGUGAGGGUCGGAUGCUAUAGGCUAUUUUUCAAAGACAACAAAAAACAAUGAAAACCUCAUUUGGGGAGAAAAAAAAAAGCUGUAGGGAAUCCCCCGCCCCAAGUCCCAGUGGGAAGGCAAGGGGCCACCUGCUCUCCUCCAGAUUCCUAGCACCGUCCAUUACUCUGAAUUUCCAAGCACUUUGAAUCCAUUUUUAAACAUUCAGGUGGAAAGACCUGUCCCCGAUGGGCUCUGACAGGCUUAGGGAGGGGGACUGGCUCUCAAGACUGCUUGUCCUGCCCACCAGCUGGUCGGGGAGGCCACCUUCCGGGGGCAUGGGUGAUAGUCUCUGCAGACAGGUUUUGGUUUGUUAAGUGUCUUUUUUUUCUUGGACCAAUCAGAUUCCUUCUUCCACUUUCAGUGCCUUGAGUGCCCAGCUUUGGUUGACCGGCCCUGUGUGGGGGGCCACGGGGGAUGGGUAUUGCAAGCCCCAGACACGCCGUCAGGUGUUGCAGAGUUUCCGGGACGGCGGGUGAGGGGCCCGGAGAGGGAGGAAGGUGGCACGGGAGGGCACUGCAGGCAGUCACGCCCAUGCUGUCCCCACACACACAUUCCACAUGGCCAUUCUCAGCCGCCGCCUCUGACCAAAGAGAACUGUGCCCCCGCCCCGGCCUCCCCUUCUCCCGACGGGCGGGGCCUCGGGGGCAAUCCCCAGAACGCGCUUUGCCCUCUCUCCUGGUCACCACUCAUUAGUCAUGUUUGCUUUAAUGAGUUACAUGCUCAUCAGCCACGGGCCAUCACCACCCUUGCGGAUGGGUCUGUGGGGUGACAUUCCUCACUGUCCCCGCUCGUAAGGACCAGCUAAUGCCCAGGGAGAAGGUAGCUCAGUUCCAGCCUGGCAGGCUGCCUCUCCCCUUCCGCAGCAACAGGGGCAAAUCCUGGGUGUCUCUUGGGGGUGGGGGGGCAUCGUCCCAGCUCCAGCUGCAUUCCACCCCUACCCCUGGGAGCUGACCCCUCCCUACAGAGUCAUUUUAUGUGAACCUCUGGAGAAGGUCUGGUAAGGAUGCAGGUUCCUGUGCAGAUGAAUUCACGCAUAUUCUGAUUAUCUUCGCAGAAACAGAAGCCUUGUGUAAUCCAAACAGUUAAAGUCUAAAGAUGGUGAUGGCUCUUUAAACAGGAAUAUUCCAAAAAAUAUUCAUUUGUAUUUGGGGUUUGGCCACAUUCUGUUUCCUCCCUUUUAUUAGUGCUGGGUCCAUUCUGUUGAAAUGAUGAAGAGGAGGGGCCCAGGGUCACUAGCUAACUCAGCUGACACUACAGGGACCAUUAGUUUUCAGAAGCCUGUGACCAUAGCUCCUUCUCUGCUCUCUGCUCUUUAACCCAGUAACCGGCCCCUCCUGGGUAUGGAGCGUGCACAGUGCAAGGCACAGAGAGACAGCAGCGCCCCAGGCCCUCUCUGCCCUCUGCAAUUUGCACGCUGUUCGUCUGAUCACAAUCGGAACUGGGGCCUGCCCAUUGGGCCAAACGGAAUUGCUUUUCUGGGGAGUGGAAGGCGCCCUUGAACGUAGUAGAGCUUUGCUGUUGGAGGCUGGGGCCCUCCAGCAGGGUGCCGAGAGUACUUGAUGUGGUCACCUUGGUGAUCCUGAUCGCCUUUGAUAUUCUCAUCUUAGUGAGAAGAGCAAGGCGCUAAGGGUCAGGAGAUCGGGGACCCCAGCUUCAGGAUGGGGUGAAGUGACCUUGGCCUAACCUCUUUACGUUUACUGCCCCCGAUUUUCUGGCCUUAAAAAUAGGGGGAGGGUUGCACAACCCUAGAAUUAUUCUGCUCUUGCUGUAUUCAUUCGGUGAGGUGGAGGGCCCAGCCACCCCUGGUGAGGAGCUGGGAACAGGACGUGAGCAGGGAAGGGAUGGGGGUGGUGGAAGGUUCUCCUCUCUUGAAAAAAGCUUUCACUGUGGGCCUCUUGCUGGAAGUGUUACGAGUAAGUUUCCACUAGGGUCCCCUGGAUGCCAAACGGCAACCAAGCAUACCCUGAGCCUGGGUGAGAUUGGUGUGCGUUUAUCCUCUGACGAUUGGGAAUGGUCGCUCACAUUGGGAGCCCCCUCAGUUUUGCCGGUGUGGCAAAGGCGUCUGUGGCCGGGGUGGGGCAGGGAGACUCCACCACUGGCGCCCUGGCUUCGGGCAGCUUUGACCGAGGGGGAGCUGGGAGUCGCCACUGUCCACGCCGUCCUUAGGAGCCCAGGGACGGCGCAGCCCUCUCACUGAGGAGGUGAACCUGCCGGCCAGGGUCUCCCAAGCCAGGUGGUGCGCUGUGAGCAUGGCUGACCCCUCUGUGAAGCAGUAGAGGGAAGAGGGUAGAGCAGUUUUGACAAACUCUGGAUCUCGAAGAGGCCCUGGUGAUUGUGGGUGAGCUGCAGUCUCUCCCCUCGCGGGGGGGCUCAGACUGCAUCCUGAAUCCUGGAUCCCUCUAAGCCCAGCCCCAGAGCCCUUGUGAGGUCAGGAAGGGGAGCCAGCAGGGAUGGAGCAGUGCUCCCCCGAACGCCAUGCCUGGGGUGGAAGAGGUCAGCUUGACCCCCCAUCUGCAGGCCCAUCACUUUGAGGACAGCAUUCCAGGACUGAGCGCCCGGCCCGGCCGUGGAACCCGAGGCUUCUCUACCACUCUAGUGCUCUGUGUCCCCGGCCGGUCCCCGCCUUGAGCCUCUUGUUAGGGAAUCACCUGAAAGGUGUUAGUGAAGGCCGUGACUGGUGGGACCAGUGAGGAGAUGGUCACGGGACACUCCAUAGACCGAGGGAUGUAAUUUGGAAAGGCAUCUAUUUUUGUGAAGAGGCUAUAAAACUAGCAUUUAAGUAUCCCCCUCCCUUGUCCCUGCCUUCCCCUGCCCUCCAGAAUGGGGGGGUUGGGGGAGGUUCCCAUUUUCUUGCAUCACUGUGAGGGAGCUCCAGGUCCCGUCCCUGGAGAAAGCAUUGCUGUGCAGAAGUCACAGGCCAUAUGGGCGGCUCUGGUACAAGCCUGCCCUUAAAAAUAAUAACAGUAAUAAUAAUAAUAAUAGUAGCUCCGUUUGCAUAGAACUACCACAUUCCCGCCAGCCUCCUGCCCCUGCUCCUGGCUUUUCGCUGGCCACAACCAUGGGCCUUUUCGAGGGUCGGUGGGCUGUGGGGCCUUCUACCUGUUUCUGGAGAUCAGACGCUGCCCCGGGAAUACCCCCCACUGGGGAGAGCGCCACCGAGCGCCGCCCGGAGGCCUGACUGCACCAAGUCCACCCAGAGGAGCCCUGGGGCCCCGAAGGUCACGCUCUCCACCCCGACCACCCUCGGGGUCACAGCCUCUACUUCGGGCUCCAGUUGAGUUUUCUCCUCCCAAGCCCCAAUAAUAAAUGGAUCCAUGAUGACAAGAGAAGAGAAAAAAAUAUUAUUUUUGUUAGGACAGACCAUCGUAGGUUUUUAGCAAUGUGUGUCUGUGUGUCCUCACGCCUUUUCCUAUUCUGCCUGUUUUCAUUUUCCUUUUUUUUAAAUAUUAUGUACUAUAUUUUUAGUCUCAAACACACUAUAUAUUAUAUAUAUUUAAUUUUUUUAUAUAUAUAAAUAUAAAUGUUUUAAAAAGCA